Macrosteles quadrilineatus (aster leafhopper) is the source of this 3655-nucleotide messenger RNA. It is a transcript of the gene aPKC, whose product is annotated as atypical protein kinase C. Lineage: Eukaryota; Metazoa; Arthropoda; Insecta; Hemiptera; Cicadellidae. The transcript has 15 exons. Bases 405 to 2180 code for a protein of 591 amino acids. Gene Ontology annotation, molecular function: ATP binding; protein binding; protein serine/threonine kinase activity. Gene Ontology annotation, biological process: establishment or maintenance of cell polarity; protein phosphorylation. The record is from RefSeq and is a predicted model, not a curated record.
UGUGUCGUUUGGUUUGGUUGUGGUUUUUUCGUUGAUGUUGAUAGAUAUUUGUUGGUUAUUUAUUUACCAAUUAGUUGUUAAAACACAUAGAGACCUAUUAAUUCUCCUCGCCAGUGUUCUUAUUCAAUAUCCAGCUUAAGUUGAAAAAAGAGUGAACAUCAAAUAGUAUUUACAUCUAUGUACUAUGACAAUAAAUGAGUGUCUUAUUUUCGCAGUAGUUGGCUAGGUCAUCAGUAUUUUGAAUGUAAUUUAACAUUGGAUUUAGGAUAUAAACCUAUUCUUGACUCUACAGAUUACAGUCCUUUGCCAAAUUGGAUUGCUUGUGGGAAGUAUAUGUUGUAGUAAUUAGGUUUUAUCGCCGCAGACUUAGAAAAAGCAGACAAUUUUUUCGAAGCUUGAACAAAAUGCCUACUCAGCUUGCAAACUCUGACAUACCAGAAAUCCGAGUGAAGACCGCUUACAAUGGGGAGGUGAUGAUCACUUACAUAGAUCCCCACACAUCGCUUGAUCAGCUUUGUCAAGAGAUGAGGGACAUUUGUAGGUUCGGCACGGACCAAGUGUUCACCAUGAAAUGGGUGGAUGAAGAAGGUGACCCCUGCACCAUCUCUACACAGAUGGAACUGGAUGAAGCUAUUCGCCUCUAUGAAGUCAACAAAGAUUCUGAGCUCACCAUUCAUGUUUUCCCCAAUGUUCCACCUGCUCCUGGUAUGCCAUGUCAAGGAGAGGAUAGAAGUAUAUACAGACGUGGUGCUCGUAGAUGGAGGAAACUUUAUAGAGUCAAUGGACAUAUUUUUCAAGCGAAGAGGUUUAAUAGAAGAGCGUUCUGUGCCUUCUGUCAAGACCGCAUCUGGGGACUCGGUCGACAGGGGUUCAAAUGCAUCCAGUGCAAACUGUUGGUCCACAAAAAAUGUCACAAACUUGUACAAAAACCUUGCAGCAACGAAGCAGUGGAACCGAUCGUCAGGGAUGAGUCUAAUGGCGAUGGUACGCCCGUUUGCACGCCUCCUUCGGAACUGUUACCUGAGUUGAAAGAUUUCCAUGAACCUCCGCUUGAUCUUUCACCCGAGUCCGUCCCCAUUGAAGAUCACACAAAGCCAAGUGAUGAAUCUCUGGAGCCGGGUUCACAGAGACAAUACUCACUCAACGACUUUGAACUGAUCAGAGUGAUCGGACGAGGUUCGUACGCCAAGGUGCUCAUGGUAGAACUGAAGAAGACGAGAAGAAUAUACGCGAUGAAAGUUAUCAAGAAGGCACUGGUCACUGAUGAUGAGGACAUUGACUGGGUGCAAACGGAGAAACAUGUGUUUGAAACAGCGUCCAACCACCCAUUCCUGGUUGGGCUACACUCGUGCUUCCAGACGCCGUCUCGGCUGUUCUUUGUGAUUGAGUUUGUGAGAGGAGGAGACCUCAUGUUCCACAUGCAACGGCAGAGGAGGCUACCCGAGGAACACGCGAGGUUCUACGCAGCGGAGAUAAGCUUAGCACUCAACUUCCUUCAUGAAAAAGGCAUUAUAUAUCGGGACCUGAAACUAGACAAUGUUCUGCUGGACCAUGAGGGUCACAUAAAGCUGACGGACUACGGCAUGUGCAAGGAGGGUAUCAGACCUGGGGACACUACAUCUACAUUCUGUGGGACACCUAACUACAUCGCACCUGAGAUACUGAGAGGCGAGGACUACGGCUUCAGUGUGGACUGGUGGGCGCUGGGAGUUCUACUGUAUGAGAUGUUGGCCGGCAGAAGUCCUUUUGACAUUGCGGGCGCUUCUGAAAACCCUGAUCAAAAUACAGAGGAUUAUCUCUUCCAAGUUAUCCUGGAGAAGACUAUCCGAAUCCCGCGGUCGCUAUCAGUAAAGGCAGCCUCGGUACUCAAGGGGUUCCUCAACAAGAACCCCGGGGAUCGUCUCGGCUGUCACAGAGAAACUGGUUUCUUUGACAUCGCCAACCACGCCUUCUUCAAGAGCAUCGACUGGGAAAUGCUGGAGCAGAAGCAGGUUCCCCCUCCGUACAAGCCGAGACUGGACUCGGAACGUGAUCUUGCCAACUUCCCACCGGAAUUCACAGACGAACCGGUUCAUUUGACACCCGAUGACCAGAGGGUGAUUGACAAGAUCGAUCAGUCAGAGUUUGAAGGGUUCGAGUACGUAAACCCUCUACUGAUGUCACUAGAAGACUGCGUGUGACGUCACGAGUGGGGGUGCCGCCACUUUGAUGACCUCUUCGACCUCACGUCAUCACCGGAACUGGAAAGGCCUCCUUCGCGCGGCAUCCUGCAGCAAAUGUUCUGCCUUCCUCUCCGUUAGCAGUGAUAAUCUAGAAUAGUUUAGCUUAUAACGCUUUCAUCGAGUAACCUACGGUACAGUAACAAUAAACGAUCGCAUGUUAGCACCAUCGCGUAGACGUUAGCUAUCACGUAUUCGUACUGGCCUAACUAGCCUUUAGCGUAGAAUCACGCGAGCGUAUCGACUCUAAUUCUACAAGCACUCGUAUCGUAACCCGAGUAUUAUUUAAAAGAUGAAAUGCUCAAUCUCCAUUCAGGAUUGUCGAAUUCGAAAGUGAUUAUUUUUUCAAUUAGCGACUACGAUGAAUAGCGGAUAGUUGUAGGACUCUGCCUGUCCAGGCGUACAGUGUAACUUAUAGCCUAUAUAUCGAGUUAUACUAUUGAAAUAUAUAUAUAUAUAUAUAUUAGAGCCUUGUGUAGGUCUCUGUAUAUUAUUCCGCACCUAUCACCUAUGUUUUAGUCUUAUCAAGCACUGAGGAGAGGUUUCCUUGGCCUUCCGCUGUUGCCAGUCUCAUUCCUCUAUUACAUUCCUUUCUUAUCUUUUAGCGAGUGAUAUUUUGAUAGCAGCUAGAUUAUUCAAACGACAGAUUUAUAGAGUUAUUUAAUUAACGUGUUAUUAUUUUAUAGCUUUAUCUCCCAAACGGAGCAAAUCCGGACGAUACAAUCGGAUAUAUUUUCAUUAUCGAGGGUCGUUCGUUCGACUCUUGUAAUAUAAAUGUUGGGGUUUUAGAGCUAGGAAGGCCUUUAUCGAUAUAUAUUGUACUAUACAGUUUUGUACAGUUUGGUGUUCAUCUUUACUGUUAAUGUAUCGAAAAUCCUAUUAUUCUAAUUAUAUGUUGUUUGUUAAAGAGUUAAUAAAACACUCAUUUUAAUGCGGUGACCGUUUGCUGUUGUGAUAUGUAAACAAAUUCUAAGGCAGGUGUUGGUUAACCUAUUGUUUUGACAGCAAACUAGUGAUUGUUUAGUUUUUGUAAAUCUAUAUAGUUUGUAAAACAUUGUUAAAUUGUAUAUCUGAGAUAAAAACCAACAUCUGUUGUGUAAGGCGGCUAAGCAAUUAUUUUGUAUUUCAACUCGAGUUUCACUGUUGGAUGUCGGAUUGAAUGUGAUAUUGUUUGUAGGUCACCUUUGGACGGAUGUUCGUAGACAGUAUCAGGUGCUGAAAAGGGCAUUUCUUCAUUUCAGUAUUAUAAGCUAUUUAUGAUCUUGCUUCACAUUCAUUUAAUCGAAUUUAUUGUUUACUGUAUAUACCUUGUGUUUUGAUUCCAUUCAGUAUUUUUAGUAUUUGAUUUUAUUUGCUAGUUAAUUUGUGUGUAUUAUUGUGUACUUUUUCUACACUUCUAUAUUUUAUCAUUCAAUUAUAUGAGUUAAUAAUAUAUA